GUUUGCAGGUGUAAACUACAAAAAGCUGACUGAUGAGUCGUCUGAUCCACUGGCCACAUUACAGCCGGUCCUGACCAGUCAGAAUGUUCUGUCCAUCUCUAAACUCGCCAAUCGGCUGCCUCUGCCCGGAGGUGGCAAUGCGACGGUCUCCGCCAGCGCAGUUCACGCAGUGUGGCUGCAGAAAUUGUUUUGGAAAGGAGAUCCACAGCUGAUGAAACGACCCCCACACAGUGAUCAGGAUUACCUGCAUGCUUACGACACCUGUGCCAAGUACCUGGACAGACUAGUCCCCGCAGAUGCCAUCCGCUUCCUGGACAGCAUCACUUUCUCUCCUGACGCAGCCAAAAACCUGAGCGUCCAAGCAAGGUCGGAGGUGAUAAAGCGAGCCUCCAGAGCCCUGCGCCAGCUGGCCGAAAAGAACAGGAAGAAAGGAAUUGAUAAUAGUGGAGAGCAUGAAGGUACGGACCCAACAGGAAUGACUUCUGACGAGGCUCUAGCACACCUGCAGCAAUCCGAGGCCCACCUGGACACUCUGAGUCAUGCCUUCGUCCUGUCACUCAAAGACAGCCAGCAGGAACAGCGACAGCGCUACAGUCAACUUUAUGAUUUGUCGCGGUCUGAAAGGUCAAAAAUUUGCGAGUUGGCAGUCAAAAUGGCAACUGACGGACAUCCUCUGGAGCAGAUUAAAGAGCUUCUGUCUGUAGCUGUUGGACCGCUCGACCUGUCUGUCAAAACUGUGCUUCAGGAGGCUGUGCAGAGGGUCGUGGCAGCACUUGGUGGAGACCAAACUGCCCUGACAAAUUACCCUCAACCCCUCGGGGUCCUGGAGGGGUUGGUGGCGUCUGUGCACAACAAUGUGCAGAGCGGUGACAGCACUGUGACUUCAGAUGACCUGCUGGCUUGGCUGCGUCCGUUCUGCGGUGACGCAUCCCUCCCGGUGAGGCCUCGCAUCGACGUGCUGCAGAUCCUGGAAAGUAACUUCAGUCUGAUAGACCACGACGUCCGUCUUCUGCUGCUCUACAGGACUCAGGCUGUGCUCAAAGACAGAGAGGUCCAGGUAGAGGAUGUGGAGGAUGAAGACAAACGGUAUGCCCUUUUCCAGGAGAUGUUGGAUGGAGCGCAGAAGUGGGAGGACUUUCAGUUGCUCAUGCUUCUCUUGCAAGCAUGGCCACCCAUGAUGAAAGAUGAAGUGGCCCAGUCAGAGCGUAACCCCUGGGUGAUGCUGACCUCAGCUCUGCUGACCCGCUGCCAGGCCUCAGAGGGCACAUUAGACUUGGGUCAGGAGUUGGUCUCCAUGGUGAGGUCUCUUUACAAGACCAAACACAAGCUCCCUGUGCAGUGCAUCCGACAAAUAGCACACCUGCUGCUCCAAAGCCAGCCGAUCCUCCAGCAGCCCGCACUGAAGCUAAUGGCCGAGAGCGGCGACGAGCAGCUGCUGCAGCUGACUCUGGAUCAGAUCAACGGCAUGAGCGCAGUAAGUGUCGCUGUAAAAAUAAAUAAAUAAAUCUGCAGUGUCUCG
Messenger RNA from Poecilia latipinna (sailfin molly), 1519 nucleotides. RefSeq names its product neuroblastoma-amplified sequence-like. Lineage: Eukaryota; Metazoa; Chordata; Actinopteri; Cyprinodontiformes; Poeciliidae. The transcript is spliced from 8 exons. Bases 212 to 1504 code for a protein of 430 amino acids. Gene Ontology annotation, molecular function: SNARE binding. The record is from RefSeq and is a predicted model, not a curated record. Gene Ontology annotation, biological process: retrograde vesicle-mediated transport, Golgi to endoplasmic reticulum. Gene Ontology annotation, cellular component: Dsl1/NZR complex.